AUGGAGAUACCCUCUCCUGCCCCAAGUGACACUUCGCAAUCGACUCGACAAGGCGAGCAAGACACAUCGAUAGCGCCUCGCCGGACCGUCCGCGCUGGACGAUCACCAGUUCGACCUUUGCUACGAACUGCCUUUCGCAACUUUUCGGGUGUGGCGACCGUCGUUGUGGGAGACUCUGGUCACAAGAGCCGACCACAGACACAGUACCUCGUGCACAAAGAAUUGCUCACUUCGGCGAGUCCGUUCUUCGCCGCAGCCCUCAAUGGCACUUUUGCAGAAGGCAUGGAGCAAGUCGUUCGCCUGCCGGAAGAGAAGCCCGAAUCUUUUGAGUGGUUCCUUCAAUGGCUCUACACGGGAACACUCACCACCCAGCCCGUAUCAUCCCCGGACUCCUCCUCGUCCUCCUCUAUCUCCGCUCGCGGCACCACGUAUGGCCGAGGCAACGACCAACAAGCACACAUCCGUCUCGCGAAUGGCAACGUCCUCCCGCACCACCCCGCUCUCUACGACAUCCACCUCGACGGCGACCUUCGCAACAACGCCGGCAGUCCCAAAUACUUCCUCCUCCUCGACCUCUACUCCCUCAGUGACCGACUCCUCACCACCCCUCUCAGCAACCACAUCCUCACCACCAUCGCCCGUCUCUCCGAAGCCACCAACUCGGUCCCCACCCCCAGCGACACAUGGAUUCUCUACGACACCAUCCGCGACACCUCCCCACUCCGCUCCCUCAUCCUCGACCUCUUCGCCUACAAAAAAACCGACAAAUUACUCGAAACCCACAAAGAUGACUGGCACCCCCGCUUCCUACGCGAACUCGUCGUCAAACUCAAACGUCCCGGUCCCGAAGCCAUUGAACGCCAUUCCCUCGUCGCAUGGCGCCCUCGCAGUUGGAGCACGAGCAAAGCGUGUGAAGGCUGCAAAGAAGUUUUGAAACCAGGCUUAUCCGUCGACAAGUGUUGUGCGUGUGAGAAGGUGUUUUGCGGCGAUUGUUUACGACGCUGUGGGGAUGGUGUCGUGGCUGUGGGUCAUGAUGGGAGUGGAUGUAAACCCUGGAUGGGAAGGGGUAUGUGUGGGAGAUAUCAUGAGCAUGAGGGAGGUGAGGCUUGUGGGUAA
Messenger RNA from Sphaerulina musiva SO2202, 1116 nucleotides. RefSeq lists its product as uncharacterized. Gene Ontology annotation, molecular function: protein binding. The record is from RefSeq and is a predicted model, not a curated record. The coding region runs from base 1 to 1116 and encodes 371 amino acids. Lineage: Eukaryota; Fungi; Ascomycota; Dothideomycetes; Mycosphaerellales; Mycosphaerellaceae. The transcript has a single exon.